AUGAGUAGCCCUAGAAAUUUGGAAACUUCUGCUCCAGGUUAUAAUCCGUACAAAGGAAACUCUAGUGGUGGUGAUAAUAGAGUUCUUUCCGAUUAUGAUGAGAAUAGAGAAAGUUUUUCAACAGAGAUUACUAGUGCUCCUGAUAAUAUAUUAUAUCCUGAAGAAGUCGCUCUUCAUAGAUAUACUUCACAAAGGAAAACUGAUGUUGGUCAGGUUGUACGUGGUGACUCUCUUAGGAAACUUGCAAGAGGUGAUUCCGUUAAGCAAUUACCAAAACUUGAUAGGUUUGAUCCUACUAGUGGUUUUAAUUCAAGUAUAACUGCUAAAAAACCUGUUACUUUUACUGAAAAAUUUCAAUCAUGGAUGAUUAACGAAGGUGGUAGAAAUAUAUUUUUUUUCGUAUGGAUAUUCCUUCAUGCUCUUGUAUUUGUUAUGGCCUUCCUCAAUUAUUUUUUUAGUGAUGAUCUUGUCACUGCUAGACAAGUUUUUGGAAUUACUUUUACAUUGGCUCGUUCUGCUGCUUUAGUUUUACAUGUUGAUGCUGCUAUGAUUUUAUUCCCUGUUUGUCGAAAUUUAAUUUCUGUACUUCGUUCUACUCCUUUGGGUGGUAUUAUUCCUUUUGAUGAAAAUUUGGAAUUUCAUAAAGCUAUUGGUUGGUCAAUAGUAUUUUUCACUAUUGUUCAUACUGUUGCUCAUUGGAUUAACUUUUAUGAACUUGCUCGUGCUCAAAAUGGUGGAAUUGUUAUGUGGCUUGAACUUAAUUUCCUUACUGGUCCUGGUGCUACUGGUUAUGUUAUGUUAAUCUCUUUAUUUUUAAUGGUUUUUACCGCUACUGAAAAAGCUAGACGUCGUCAUUUUAAUAGAUUUUGGUAUUUUCACCAUCUUUUCAUUCCUUUCUUCGGUGCUUGGUCUUUUCAUGGUGCUUUCUGCAUGAUUAAACCUGAUCGUCCUCCUUAUUGCAAUGAUAUUGCUGUAUUUUGGAGAUAUUGGAUCGCUUCUGGUGUUGUUUAUAUUAGUGAACGUAUUUUAAGAGAAAUACGUGCUCAACAAAAAACUUAUAUUUCAAAAGUUGUUAUGCAUCCUUCUAAAGUUGUGGAAAUUCAAAUUAAAAAAAAUGUCGCAACAAAAGCUGGUCAAUAUAUAUUUUUAUGUUGUCCUGAAGUAUCUUAUUGGGAAUGGCAUCCAUUUACUUUAACUUCUGCUCCUGAAGAAGAUUAUAUUUCAAUUCAUAUUCGUGUAGUUGGUGAUUUUACUGAAGCAUUGGCUAAAAAACUUGGUUGUAAUUUUGAAGAAGAAGCUGCUUUACGUAAAAAAAAUAGAGAUCGUAUAAAAAGUCAAUAUGAUGGUAUUGAUAUUUCUUCUGAUAAUCCUAAAUUAUUAAAAGUUCUACCGAGAGUUAUGAUCGAUGGUCCUUUUGGUAGUGCUUCUGAGGAUGUUUUCAAAUUUGAAGUUGCUAUGCUUGUUGGUGCUGGUAUUGGUGUCACUCCAUUUGCUAGUGUUCUUAAGACACUUGAAGAACAAGAUAUUGAACAAUUUAUUGAAAUUCAUACAUAUCUAACUGGCAGAUUGCGUCAUUCAGAAGUAGGAAAUAUUCUCGUAAAUGAUGAUGGUAAUAUAAAAGAUACUAUUACAGGUCUUAGAGCUCCAACUCAUUUUGGACGUCCAAAUUGGGAUAAAAUUUACUCAAAUAUGAGAGAUCAAUAUCCAGCUACUGAUGUAGGUGUAUUCUUUUGUGGUCCAGUACCACUUGGAAAAACACUUCAUGAAAAAAGUAAUUUAUGGAGUCAAGGAUUUGAAGACGGAACAAGGUUUUUCUAUGGAAAAGACUGA
Dentiscutata erythropus is the source of this 1830-nucleotide messenger RNA. NCBI's taxonomy places the organism in Eukaryota, Fungi, Glomeromycota, Glomeromycetes, Diversisporales, Gigasporaceae. The record is from the annotation of a GenBank genome assembly.